AUCUCGGGAGGAAAAGGCGCAGAGGAGGCGGCCAGACGAGGGAUUUAAAGGCCACCACAGCACACAGGGGCAGCGCGAUCCCCUCGCCAGUGAGGACGGCCGCCCAGCCGAGCGCCUAUAUCCCGUGGCAAAAUCCCCGUCCCUUUACCCCCAAAGAGCGACUGGCAGCGUGCAAGAGCCGUUCCUCUGCCCAGGCCAAGAGCAGCAUCAAGAGGCGAGGAGCGGGGAGGCCCAAGAGGCAAGAGGAGAGAGAGAAGAGGAGGAGGAGGCGCGUGCGUGUGCUUCCUUCCCUCCGCCAUCUUCCGGACAUCUGCCUCUCAUCCGAACACCCUCCCUUUUUUUUUUUUUUUGUAAAUGUCUCGCCCAAAUAUCUGGUGGUGUGCGGGGACAGGUCGUGGCGAUUUUCCUCGGGUGAGAAAGUAGCGGUUGGCCGGGGCCGAGGCGGGGCGCGAGGGCGAGAGGCGCCGCGGCCGCCCGUGGUCAGAGCAAACAUGGCCUCCUCCAGCAGAGGAAUACAAAUCGGGUCGGCGUGGUUUCAGAGAAAAAUCAAGCUCCGGCCGCAGCACAGAGGAAUCCAUUUAGUUACGGACGAGAUACUGAAGGAAAUUCCAGAACUCAGGCAAUUUUCCGUAGGCCUACUACACGUACAGAUCCUCCACACAUCUGCCAGUUUAGCACUAAAUGAAAACUGGGACCCCUAUGUCAGAGAUGACAUGGAGAUGAUGCUCAACAAAAUAGUGCCUGAGGGGAUGCCUUACCGACAUUCCUGUGAAGGCCCCGAUGAUAUGCCAGCCCACGUCAAGGCCUGUUUCAUAGGUUCCUCUCUUACACUACCAGUUUCAGAAGGCAAACUCAACCUGGGAACUUGGCAGGGUAUAUGGUUAUGUGAACAUAGGAAUGAUGCUGGUCCUAGGAAGAUUGUUGUAACCAUAAAUGGGUGCUUGCGAGAUGGACGUACUCCAGUCUCCCCAAUGUCCCCAAUGGCAUCAACAAGCAGCUAGAAACACCCAACUGUGUGGCAUCAUUGGGUGCCUAGUGUGUUGUGUUCUCAUUGGCCAUGAACGCUACCAAAUGUGGUUGGCGAUUGGCCAAAACCAGUUUGUCGUGUCUCACUUCGUCAGCCAAUACAAACCCAAUUUCUUUGCCCCACUGUGUCCCAUUCCACCGUGUUGCCAUUUUUCAAACAAGUGUACUCAGCCUUUAUACUCACUCUUUUCUUUUUUCAUAGUUGAGCUUUAAUAGCUCACUUUUUUCUGUGAUCACACCUUUUUGCUUGUGCUCAUAAAUCAUAUAUCCUUUGAUUUAUAUCUUAUAUUGUCAUAAUUUGAUCAUUUGAUUAGUGACUCUUUUAAUGGUAUUAUCUGUCUUUAAAACAAAAUUCACUCACCUCCUUUCUUGCACCCCCAUCUUCCUGCAAGGUCUUCCGUCUGAUAUCUUCUCUAUAUUCUCUUCCUAGGCUGUGCACUCUUCUCUUCCUUGCUAAUAGGCCAAGUUACUGCAGUGCUGGGGAGAUGUAAGCACACACUGGUACAAACCUGUAAAGAAGUAAUAUUAAUGUGGAUUAUUAUUAUUCUUCAGUGAAGGAUAAUAUAAUGCAAAACAAACCACAGCAGUUUUCAGUUGUGAGUGAUUUUUCAUACUUUUUUGAAACUAGUGUAUAUCAAUUACAUUCUGUAGCCGUCAAGCUUCAGCUGUUCAAGCCUAUAGCACAGAAUGUCUUAUGGGGCCCAAGGGAGUUGAAGAUUUCAGAUUUGAUGGAAGACAGGACUCCCAUUGAAGACCUGUUUACGCCCCGCAUAUCAGCAGAGACGGCAACUUUAGGGUGUGCAUCAGGUUUCUAUUUCAUCUGCCAACUCUGGGCACCAGCAGAAACAGAGUGGUCAGAUAGACAUUCGUGGACCUUACAAAGUCUUUCCAUAGAGGAUAUUUUUAAUUGUCAUUGCUGGGAAAAUGAGCCAUGUGGAAAUUAAGGUUCAGAGUCUAUGAUCCCACUGAUAAUGGUCCUGGUGAAUAUAUAGUGAUUUUACCCUGAAACAGAAAAUCUGAUUAUGGUCAGAGUUUGUGGUAUCCUUUAACAGCAAAAGCUGCAGUUAUUUGUGUGUAACACAUAAGAUUAAAGAUUUUGUUAAAUCACAUGAAUAAACCCUGUAUUUGUGUGUAUGUUUGGAAUACAAGAAUGUAUGCAGUUUAUGUGUGUUAGUGAGAGUAAUGUGUAAGAAAUUUGUUAAAUGUUGACAUGAAAUUAAUGAAUUUGAAAGUCUGGCAUAUCAAGAUGAAAGAAGAUUCAUGCAUAGAUACAGUAGUAUGUAUAGGGAUAAUGUGAUAAAACAAAUAUCACCUGAAAAAAGGAGAUUGUUUUGAAAACAUGAAGACCUAUCAAGAUUGUUUGAAAAAGGAAUGCUGUUAGUGGAUAGGAGAUGGUAAUUCUCCAUGCUCUGCAUCUUUAUUUCAGUUUCCCCAGCUGUAUGCAAUGCAGACUUAAUUCCUGUGCCAUGGGAAAGAAGAAUUUAUGCAUACAGCAUGAGGGAAUUCUGCUGUUAUACAUUUCUUUAGAGAUUCAUCAGAUAUUAUCCUCCCAGAAUGAUGGCAUUGCUACUUCUUAUCUUUGAUUCAGAAAAGAAUUAGAUAACUGGCAAAGGAUACUUGUUAUUCUUAUAAAUGACUUGGUCAUCAAUUCUGAGUUUGGCCAAUAUCAGAAGGAUUUGAACUUCAUUUUUAAAAAUGAUUAGUAACUUUUUGGAAUAUGACCAAUCUCAAAACAGGAAACUGGAUUCUGACUUCAAAGUUAUUCUAACAGAGAAGCCAGUAAUUGAUCUAGCGUCAAGUCAGUGUUUGAUCAAGUCACUUAAUAGCCAGUCUUUAAUUGGUAGCUGCCUCCCUCUUGCUGUAUGUAGGAGUAUUUGGGCCUUUUUAUUAUUGCACUCAGAUGGUUAUGGUUGGCUUAUCUAUAUAGAUUUAUAAGUGUAGUUGUUAAUUCACCAGUUUUAAAAACUUGUAAACUUCAACGAAGGAACCUCACAUUUAAGGAACCACUUUGUUUGACUCAUUAGAUACACUGCCAUUGAUGGAAUGUUCAUUCAUGACAACCUGUGAGUGGCCACACAACUGACGGGGGGAUAUGUGAAGAAUAUUACACACUGCAAAACAUCAGUUUCAAAUCUUUUAGACAUACGGUUUUUGCAGUAGUUACUCAUUUAGAUUUUUGUGGUAAAUUAUUUUUUAAACAUAUUUUCCCCUAGUGUAUGAAAAAUGCAAUAGGCCAAGCCAGUUGCGUAGUCAUUUGUGGGUAAAUAUGAAUACAUAGUAUUUAUGCUCUUCACAUUGAGCUUUGAUGGAUCAUGUGGUACUCUGAACUCCAAAUUCGUAAGUACCUAGCAAGGAUUAGCAGCAUCUCCAUAUGGUGCUGUAAUGAAUUCAAAUGACAUUACUGACCCUGCAGUUGACAGAAGAAAACUUGGACCUGUGUCAGUGAUGGCAAGUAUGAGGUGUGAGAAUUAGCAUAGUCUACCAGUGGUCUAGGCUCAGAUCGCAAGCAGCAGCAGCAACUGGUAAGAACUCUCUUAGAUGGACUCUUAAACUCCAUAAAGAGGAUCAUAAGGGAACCAAGUGAGCCUUAAGAUAUAUAUAUACAUAUAUAUAUAUUGAAGAUGAAGUUGGACUUCGUUGUUAUUGUAAGUUAUUGUAAAUCUGUUUUUUGCUUCUUAGGCUUGUGCAGUUUGUAAUCAUUAAUGCUUGGACUUUUUUUCCCCUUUGGGAAGUGUGUUGUGAAUGUGCCAUAGAUAAUUUGCUGACAAAAUAGUCCCAACCCAUCAUUUAAAGCUUGAAGAAAAUGAUAAAUUUUAAUUUUCCUUCACUUUAGGAGCACUGUGCACAGAUUGUCUUGUAAGUUCCAAGUUUGAUAAGUUUCCUCUGAAGGAACCAGAGCACCAUCUUUCUGGAGGUUGGCAAAAUGUGUCCAUGUAAAAGACUGUCAGUUUCACCCUUACAGUGAAAGAGAUGUUCUGGAUCUUGGGCUUGCAGAUCACUGGAAACAAAUAGUAAUCCCAAACUUGACUUUCGCUGGCAGGUACGAUUAAAGUUGAGUGAAUGAAUUUGUUGUUUUUAUUUUUUUUCUUCUCUUUUUUCCCCCCUACUGUUUAUUUCUUUUAUUGUCUUCUUGUUAUUCAUGUGUGUAUUCACUUGCAAGUUUUGUUUCACUUUGACUAUCUGAAAUAUUCAAAUCAGGCUCUCUGUGUAAAAGGUUUGGAAGUGUAAGAACAUUUGCAUGAUUUUGUAUUAAGAUGUGUGUGGUUGUCUCAGUGCCUGAAUGUGUCCUUGAAAGACUUGCUUAUUAUCAUAGGUAAGUAGAAGACAGCAAGAAGAAUAUAUUUGACAUACAAUGCAACCAAUGUAAGAAAGGGAAGUUUCUUUUUAUUCAGACUGAUUAAAGUUUAAACAUAAUCCACUGUUGUCUUUGAGAGUGGAUGGUACAAAUAACUCUUAGAUAUCUGAUUUUAUAACUUGACUUUGUCUUCUCUGAGAAACAGAACCUAAUAUGCAUGAGCAGUGUUUAUUCGUAUCUUCCAGCGACAUGCAGGCAGCAAAUUUAUUUCCUUGAUGAAAGUCUUGCGCCUGUAGAUAUUUGAAGGAAUUUGCCACCCACACACCCACAUACACUAAUACACAUUUAUGAUAAUGAUUUAAAAUUAAUUGCUGGUUUACUAUUUCAACCCCACCUUUUUAUGUAGCAUGUUAAAGAAAGUUUUGGGUAUUCAUUAAGUGUACCUCAAUCAUUUGUUUCAUGUAAAGAAAGAGUAGUCAGUCUUGUCUGUUACCAGUGAUCAAUCCCAUUAAAUCUGUUUAAUCAAGUUUCAUUUCUGUAGUUAGAUUUUUUCUUUCUUUCAUUUUUGUGUUUUGUAUGCAGCGUUUUGAGGUCUGUUGAGAAAGAAUCAAAAUUACAUUUCAUAAUCACUUUACUGGUAUUUGUGUUAUACUUCAUUCAUUUUAUUUAUUUAUUCCAUAGUUGUAUAAAGUAUGAUUCGAGACCAUCUACUCUUUCUUGACUUUUUUUUCUGGUGAUCAGCAGUUGUAGCCUUCAGAAGUGAUUCAUCAAGCCUUUUUUUCCUCCAGUGACAAGUUUUGAAUAUAGAAUUACUCUGUUAAGCUUAAUGGGAAAAAAAUCUAUUAUGGCACUUUUUUACGCUGGCAACACCAAAGGAAAACACACCUGAGGAUUGAAAGAGUCUUCCUGGUGGUUUAAUACUUCCUUCUCAUCCACUGGCUUCUUCACCACACUGUCAGCAAAUACACAACUUCAGCUAAUGUUUUUUCAGAGGUUGUUUCUGAUUUCUGCCCAACAAACACCACAUCCGGUCACAGUGGGUAUGUGGGGGGAAAAAAAAAAUCUUUUUAAUCCAAUGGAUGGAU
Penaeus chinensis is the source of this 5406-nucleotide messenger RNA. RefSeq names its product UPF0047 protein YjbQ-like. Lineage: Eukaryota; Metazoa; Arthropoda; Malacostraca; Decapoda; Penaeidae. The transcript has 5 exons. The coding region runs from base 492 to 1001 and encodes 169 amino acids. The record is from RefSeq and is a predicted model, not a curated record.